UCUUUUUUUGAAAGCCGACGGCCGAUGUCGUCAUCACAAAUGGACAGUGUUGUCAUUCUUGAAAUGUAGGAAGCGGUUGUCUUUUUAUUUCUUUCGUUUUAUAUUCUUCGCUGCCUUUUAACCACCAAGACCUAAAAUGGCUGACUACUGGAAGUCACAACCGAGGAAAUUCUGCCAGUACUGCAAGUGUUGGAUCGCCGACAAUAAGCCUAGUAUCGAGUUCCAUGAAAGAGGGAAGAAUCACAAAGAAAAUGUUGCUGCCAAAAUUACUGAGAUUAAAAAGAAGAGUAUUGAAAAGGCGAAGCAGGAGGAACGUAUGUCUAAAGAGUUUGCAGCGAUGGAGGAGGCUGCGCUGAAGGCAUAUCAGGAGGAUCUGAAGAGGAUGGAAAUGGAGUCAGGAUCAGGUUCACAAGCUCAAACGACAGAACAACCACAACAUCAGGCACAACCGCAGACCAAAAAACUGCAAAAGAAAAAAGAGAGACCAAGCAAGUCAUCCAGACAACAAACAGAAGCACAGGCUUGGGUUGAAGGAAUGACAGAUGAUGGACACACAUACUAUUACAACACAGAAACUGGAGACUCUCAGUGGGAAAAACCAGAUUGUCUCCAGGGAGACUUUCCAGACUCUGCACAGCCUGAACAAACUGAGAGCUCCUUGAGCAGUGCUUGGAUGGAAGGCGUCAGUGCUGAUGGUCUUAUAUAUUACUACAACACAGAGACAGGAGAGUCCAGCUGGGAGAAGCCAGCAGACUUUCCCUCUUAUGAGGAGUCUGGAUCCGGCCGUGGAUCCAGCAGAGAGGGGGAGAGUCAGGAGGAGCCAUUGACCCCUCAGCCGGAGCCACUCUCUGGAGGAGAGGAGAGCUCAGAUGGGGCUCAGGCAUCUCAGGAGGCUGAAGUCACUGAACAACCCAGCCAGCAGCCUAAAGUCCCAAAGAUCAGCUUCAGGAAAAGGAAAGCAGAGGCUGAGCCCUCAGAACAGGAGGGAGAGGAUAAGGCUAGCGAUGGUAGUCCUAAAGAGGAUGCUGAAGAGAACAAAAAAGAGGAAGAGGUCCAAAGCACAACAACUGAGCCUAAAGAGGAAAAAGAGCCACAAGCCAAGAAGCCAAAAGCAUAUAACCCAUAUGGGACUUGGGAACAGAUCCAGCUGGAGGAGGAUCCAUAUGCCAGUGUGGACUUACAGUUGCCCCAGGUGGAGGGAGGCGCAGCCACCACUCAGGCCGAGCUGCCACCAGAGCCCAAACCGAAGUUCAAGGAGCGCAUCAUCACCUCCCUCGGUGAGGAAGGUGGACCUGCUUCAUUCAGGAAAAACAAGACACAGAACGGCAGAUCCAGGAGCCUCCGACAGAGAGACAAUGAUGACUGAACCAAACACAUACUGACUUCAUGCCAGAGUUCUGCUGAAUUAUUUACAAAAGUAAAUACUCUUCCUAGGGACGUUUUUGACAUUUAGAUGUACCAUUUUGAUGUUUGUGUAUUAGGAUUUUGUUUACCUAAGAUGCACAGGUAGCAUCUUUGUUUUUUUUUUUUGUUUUUUUUAAAUAAUUUUUGGACAAAUUGGCCUGACAAACCUGAAGACAAAGUAAUCAAAUCUACUGCUGUUUUUUCUCCUGGAAACCCCAAUUUUUUUUUUUUAAUCCUUAAAAUAUGUGGCAUUGGAGAUAAUCAAUUUAUUUUCCUUUGUACUGAAAUCUAUCACAAUAAAGGUGUGCCAGUUUUAUACAGAAUAGGUAUUAGGUUUACAAUAUUCAACUAGUCAGCUUCCCGGUGUGUACAUUUAUCCAUAUCUAUCUAUCGUCUAUAAAGAGCAAUUCAAAUAACUUUUUUUAUUGUCCAUAUGUUUUUUUUUUUUUUUUACCAAUGUGCACUGGUAAAAGCUAGUAAGGCACCCAUGUGGACAUGUCAUUGCAAUGUUUGUCAGUUAAAGUGAAUUACUAUUAUACUUUAAUAAAGCAAUAUCAAAAGA
Molecule: messenger RNA, 1966 nt
Organism: Thunnus maccoyii (southern bluefin tuna)
Lineage: Eukaryota; Metazoa; Chordata; Actinopteri; Scombriformes; Scombridae
Gene: wbp4
Product: WW domain binding protein 4
Exons: 10
Coding region: 137-1366 (409 amino acids)
Biological process (GO): mRNA splicing, via spliceosome
Cellular component (GO): precatalytic spliceosome; nucleus
Molecular function (GO): RNA binding; protein binding; zinc ion binding
Source: RefSeq, a predicted model, not a curated record